Molecule: messenger RNA, 2772 nt
Organism: Parathielavia appendiculata
Lineage: Eukaryota; Fungi; Ascomycota; Sordariomycetes; Sordariales; Chaetomiaceae
Product: kinase-like protein
Exons: 5
Coding region: 89-2560 (823 amino acids)
Biological process (GO): peptidyl-threonine phosphorylation; peptidyl-serine phosphorylation; mRNA cis splicing, via spliceosome
Molecular function (GO): ATP binding; protein serine/threonine kinase activity
Source: RefSeq, a predicted model, not a curated record
AGCGCGCAUUGACCGCAACGCAUAUCUGGGGUUCCUGGCAAGGGGGAGCAUUCCAGCAAACUGACGAGUACAUUCGGCGGUCGGUACAAUGGCGUCUGCAGCGCUCAGCUCGGAUGAAGGGGAAAUCGUAGAGGCAACUCCCCUGCCUCGCUCUGAACAAAACGGUGAUGUUGACCGGGCCGGCAGACAUCGAGGCAGAUUCCCAUCGCGGACUCCUGACACCGACUUGCCAUCGAGGGACUCAGUCGACGGGCCUCGCCGACGCAGCCGCUCGCCCCGCGGGUGGAAGAGGCCCCGUGACGACCCCCGCGACCGACGGGACACGCGCCAGUUCCGUGUCCACUACGAGAGCACCCCUCGAGAUGAUCGCCGCCACUACCGCGAUCUAGACCGCCCUUCCUCGCGCGGUUCGGACCGCUACGACGACCGUUCGAAUGGCCACUACGGCAGCCGAGACUCAGCCGCCGCGCGGCCCAGGAAUUACCGUGCUGACGGCGGCUAUGACCGCAGCUACGACCGUGACCGCAGAAACGAUGGCUACCCCGACAAGCGGGCUCGGACCCAUAGCCGGUCGCCCCGGGGCAGAGGCGACAGAGGAAGGCGAGACGGCGGUCGCUACGGGGCAGACUUGAGACCCGGCGAAGACAUGUAUAGUGCCCAAGCUGAGAGACGCCCACAGGAUGGCUCCAUAUCCAAGCGGGCUACUCCGGUGGAGACGCAUGGUACUUCUGAGCGAGAUGCUGAAACUAAUAAAGGUGCAACGGUGGACCGAGGGCUCAGGAAUCUUAGCAUUUCGCAGACCAGAGCACCUGCCCAGGAUCCCGAGCCUGACAUGGACUGGGAUCCAGAUACGGCCAUGGACGAAGAGGUUGCUGUUCAAGCCGAGAUUGAGCGUCGUCGGCGUGCAAGAGAAGCAGCUCUCAUUCGAAGCAUUGGCGCAGCAAACCCCGCGGUUCAAGCCGCCCAGGCUGGCGAUAGGCCCGCAUCCACGCCGGCUUCUACUCGUCCCAGCACGCCGGGAACCCAGAGAGUAGAGGGUGCGACUCCAUUGUCCAAUGGCCCUUCGUCCCCUGGCUUGUCGCCUGGCAGAGUCCAAGAAGCCCUCUCUCCUGGAGUGUUCAAUUUUUCUGAUGACCAGGCACUUAUCAAUGAUCACCGCGAGACGAAAGCCCUUGACGAGGACGGGCCCUCCGCAGCUGACUAUGACCCCAUCGCCGACAUGAAAGAAGAUGAACGUCGCGAUGAGAUGCGUCACGGAAACGUAGGUCUGCAUGGCGAGCCACGCCGCGCUUCCGUGGUCGAGCCGGUGGUGUCCACCGUCCCAGUGACGGAGUCCGAGGGUGCCAAGAAAGGCGAAGACGAAGACGGAGACGACUUCGACAUGUUCGCCGAAGACUUCGCCGACAAGUUCGCCGGCCCUGCCAUCAGCAAACCGGACGCCACCCAAGAAGCCCGGGCACCGCAGCCUGGCGGAGGCGGUGGCAUCUUGGAGGGAGACGACAAGGAGGGUUACUACAAGAUCAGGCCUGGAGAGUUGUUGGACGGACGCUACCAGGUCUCGACAACCUUGGGCCGCGGUAUGUUCUCGGGUGUGGCCCGGGCCAUUGACGUUGCAACCAAGAGACCUGUGGCCAUCAAAAUCAUGCGUAACAACGACGCGCUGCGCAAAGGAGGCUUCACCGAGAUUGCCAUUUUGGAAAAGCUCAAUGCAGCUGACCCCGACGACAAGAAACACAUUGUCAGGUUCGAGCGGUCAUUCGAGUAUAAGGGGCAUCUUUGCAUGGCCUUUGAGAACCUCAGCAUGAACCUCCGCGAGGUCCUCAAGAAGUUCGGCAACAAUGUGGGCAUCAACCUGAAUGCGACUCGAGCGUAUGCAUACCAGAUUUUCCUGGCGUUGGGCCACAUGCGCAAGUGCAGCAUCAUACACGCGGAUUUGAAGCCCGACAAUAUCCUGGUGAAUGAAGCCCGAAACCUGCUCAAGAUCUGUGAUCUGGGCACGGCAAUCGAUCGGUCUGAUGCCGCCACGGCUGCGACUGAGCCCAUGCCGUACCUCGUCAGCAGAUUCUACCGCGCGCCGGAGAUUAUCCUGGGCGUCCCGUUCGACUAUGCCGUCGACAUGUGGUCGAUCGGCUGCACGCUGUACGAGCUGUACACCGGCAAGAUUCUGUUCACGGGCGAGAACAACAACCAGAUGCUGAAAAACAUCAUGGAGAUUCGGGGCAAAUUGAGCGCCAAGCUGUACCGGCGCGGCGAGCUUGCCCACAACCAUUUCGACGAGCUAGGCAACUUCAUCAGCGUGGAGAGAGACAAAGUUACUGGCAAGACAACCGUCCGGACGCUGGCCACAGUCAAGCCGACGCGAGAUUUGCGGACCCGUCUUCUCGCCGCGUCGGCCGGCAUGAGCGAUGCUGAGAGCAGAGAGCUCAACCACUUUGUUGACUUGCUCGAGCGGUGCCUGAUGCUUAACCCGGAUAAACGGCUCACGCCUGCCGAGGCGCUGCGGCAUCCCUUUUUUACUCAUCGGGUGAAUUUUGGGCAUGGGCAUGGACAUGGGCGAUAGUUCGGGGGGGACUUGUUGCGGUUCUGAGUCCACUAUCCGUACGGAAUACUAUUUGGUAGAAGCAAAGUUGUCUUGAGGCGGGCAAUAAGUGAUGUGGGUUUUGCCUCGGUAGAUGUGGUUUGCGGUAGUGCGGGCUGCGAGGCGCAUGAGGAUUACUUGGGGCAUGACGGAUUUGGGUUUUCGCGUGUUGCCCGGCCCGCUUUUGGGAUGGA